AUGAAACAGCUUACUCCUAUGGCUGCGAUGGUCUGCAAAAUUGGCUUGUUAACCACAACGCCACUGCAAUUUAUAGUAAGAGACUGGUUCAAUAUCUUCCUCCUUUUCUCUCUCUUUCCCUCUUUUCUCUCUUCUCUCUCUUUCCCUCUUUUCUCUCUUCUCUCUCUUUCAAUUUAUAGUAAGAGACUUUUUCUCUCUCUUUCCUCUUUUUCUCUCUCUUCUUUCUCUUUCCUUUUCUCUCUCUUUUUUCCUCUUUCUCUCUCUUCUCUCUCUUUUCUCUCUUUCCCUCUUUUCUCUCUUCUCUCUCUUUCCCUCUUUUCUCUUUUCUCUUUUCUCUCUCUUCUCUCUCUUUUCUUCUCUCUUUUCUCUCUCUCUCUCCCUCUUUCUCUUUCCCUCUUUUCUCUCUUCUCUCUCUUUCCCUUUUCUCUCUUCUCUCUCUUCCUCUUUCUCUCUUUCCCUCUUUCUCUCUUUUCUCUUUUCUUUUUUCUCUCUUCUCUCUUUCUCUUUCUCUCUUUUCUCUCUUUCCCUCUCUUUUCUCUCUUUCCUCUUUUCUCUCUUUCCCUCUUUUCUUCUUCCUCUCUUUCCCUCUUUCUUUUCUCUCUUUCCCUCUUUUCUCUCUUUCUCCCUCUUUUCUCUCUUUUUCCUCUUUUCUCUCUUCUCUCUCUUUUCUCUUCUCUCUCUUUCCCUCUUUUCUCUCUCUCUCUCUUUCCCUCUUUUCUCUCUUCUCUCUCUUUUUCUCUCUUCUCUUUCUCUCUUCUCUCUUUCCCUCUCUCUUUCUCUCUUUCUCUUCUCUCUCUCUUUCUUUUUCCUCUUCUCUCUCUUUCCCUCUUCUCUUCUCUUUCUCUUUUCUCUUCUCUCUCUUUCCCUUUUCUCUCUCUCUCUUUCCCUCUUUUCCUCUCUCUUUCCUCUUUUCUCUCUCUCUCUUUCCCUCUUUUCUCUUCUCUCUUUUCUCUCUUUUCUCUCUUCUUUUCUCUCUUCUCUUUCCCUCUUUUCUCUUCUCUCUCCCUCUUUUCUCUCUUCUCUCUUCUCUCUCUUCUCUCCUCUUUUCUCUCUUUCUCUUCCCCUCUUUUCUUCUUCUCUCUUUUCCCUCUUUUCUCUCUCUCUCUCUUCCCUUUUUCUCUCUUCUCUCUUUUUCCUCUCUUUCUCUCUUUUCUCUCUUCUCUCUCUUUCCCUCUUUUCUCUCUUCUCUCUCUUUCCCUCUUUUCUCUCUUCUCUCUCUUUCCCUCUUUUCUCUCUUCUCUCUCUUUCCCUCUUUUCUCUCUUCUCUCUCUUUCCCUCUUUUCUCUCUUCUCUCUUUCCCUUUUCUCUUCUCUCUCUUUCCCUCUUUCUCUCUUCUCUCUCUUCCCAUAUAUAUAUCCCCUCUCUAUUACGACUUUGAUUUUGCGACAAAAGGAGGAGGCUUCUUCGUAUUCAGUUGAAAAUUCUUUCACUUGUUCGUUUUUACCAUGGCUGGUGAUUCAUUCUCUCGCUUGCCAAAGUAUGCCCCACCCUUUCUUAAAUUAUAUCCGCCUUCCUGUUGCUGGUAUUUAUUCUGACCCUCACACCAGUCGGAAUCAGGUCCCUCCCACACCGGUAUAUACGAAGUAA
Molecule: messenger RNA, 1587 nt
Organism: Acanthosepion pharaonis
Lineage: Eukaryota; Metazoa; Mollusca; Cephalopoda; Sepiida; Sepiidae
Source: the annotation of a GenBank genome assembly